UGGAACGUUUAUGACGUUAACGUUUUCAGUAAACAAUUUGCACAACACAUGAACAUGGAACCAGAAUACAGAAUAGAACCUGAAAACUGUGAAAAUGCUUUCAAAGUUCCAAAUAUCUUUCCCUGUAGAGGUGGAUGUUGUGGACAGAAACCGGAAGAAUAUUGUUGUAAUGAAAGUUUACAGCUAAAUUUGGCAAUUUUUUCAAUGUGUUCAACGAUUGUGUUUCUUUUGUUCGCUGUCUGGGCUUGGAAAAGAUGUAUAUUGAUUUGGUGUGGGGAUAAAAAAGGUUUCACUUCACAGAAUGCCGAUUUGGUUUCAAGAAGAGAAUGUGGAACUGCAAUACCAUGCACUCACAUUGGUUGUUCUGGUAUAGUACCAUCUCCAGGUGUGCAUUUUACCCGCAAUAAGAGGACAACAAAUGGGGCAUCCAACACAAUGAAUAAGAAACUGUAUAACCAGACCAAAAACUUUACAGAAUGUCCACCAAGCUAUGAAGAGGCAGUACGAUUUCAAUCAAACCAAAUUUCUCAAUAAACAUCUAACAUAUA
Mytilus trossulus (common blue mussel) is the source of this 548-nucleotide messenger RNA. RefSeq lists its product as uncharacterized. The transcript has 2 exons. Bases 49 to 534 code for a protein of 161 amino acids. NCBI's taxonomy places the organism in Eukaryota, Metazoa, Mollusca, Bivalvia, Mytilida, Mytilidae. The record is from RefSeq and is a predicted model, not a curated record.